AAAUUGCCCCCAACAGCCUUAACUUCUUGGGAUUUUCCAAACCGCCAAAAUUCUGCUACAAUUAUCCGUUAAUGGAUAUCCGAGAUGAUGGCUUUGAGCUUCUUUUGCAGUGCUUCAUUUUCUCCUCACCACCAACACCAAGCCAAAGUGAAGGUUACAAGCAGCAAAGGCAUUGAAGAAGUGAAGAAUCUCAUAAAAACUGUUGGGAUUCCAUCAAAAACCUCCUCUCCAGCAAAAUCUCUUGAAAAUGGCAACUGGGUCAAGCUCAUCUGCGGCGCAAGCUUCGAGGAUGUGGUUGAUAUCAGGAAUCUUUCUCUGGUUUACACUCUUGCAGGAGUUGAUUGCAUAGACUGUGCGGCGGAUGUGUCAGUGGUGAGUGCAGUGAACGAGGGGAUUGAUGCUGCAAUUGGGAUUUGUCCCCUUCCGAGGCCUUGGGUGAUGAUCAGCGUUAAUGAUGACAAAGAUCUUCACUUUCGCAAGGCCGAGUUUGAUCCAGAGGAUUGUCCACUUGACUGUUCACGGCCUUGUGAGAGAGUUUGUCCUGCUGAUGCAAUAUCACUGGGGGCUCAAAAAUCAACAGGACAGUUCUUUUAUGGAACCAAUAUACCUGAUACAUUUAAGGGUGGAGUUCUAACUGAACGCUGCUAUGGCUGUGGCCGCUGCAUUCCAGUAUGCCCCUACGAUAAAAUAAGAGUGUCCUCGUACAUAAGAGAUGCUUAUGCAACCUCCGAACUUCUCAGAAGAAAUGAUGUUGAUGCAUUAGAGAUUCAUACAACUGGAAGGCAGAUUGCUCCAUUUAAAGAACUUUGGGAUGGCUUGGGUGAUUCGGUUAAGCAUCUGCGACUAGCAGCAGUUAGCUUGCCUGAUAAUGGGGAAUCAACUGUAUCGUCGAUGAAUGCUAUGUACUCAGUUAUGGAACCAGAUCUGUGUUGCUUCAAUCUAUGGCAGUUGGAUGGCCGCCCCAUGAGUGGAGAUAUUGGUCGAGGUGCCACAAGAGAAUCGAUUGCUUUUGCUCUUCGUUUGGCUGCUAUAAAAGAAAGGCCUCGUGGAUUUCUUCAAUUGGCUGGUGGCACCAAUGCUCACACCGUUGAUGGGUUGAGGAAAGUCGGACUUUUCCAAACGGCAUCCUUCCCAAAUACAACUGGAUCACCUAAUUCACUGCAUCCUAUGAUUAGUGGUGUUGCAUAUGGUGGCUAUGCACGAAAGAUUGUUGGAAGAAUCCUGAGCUAUAUGCAAUCACAGCACGGCGUCACCAGUAUUGAGGAUUAUCCAGAGCAUCUCCUUCAGGCACUCAGAGAGGCACUUUCUUUGGUAGGAACUGUCAAAUGUUACAAUCCGUUUUCAGUAAAUACCUUGAGCAAAUAAGCUAGCAUUUGGCUUUCUACAUUCCAAAUUUUGUAUAAGGUCAUCCGCAGAUCGUAUCGACUAUUUACUUCACAAAUUACUUCACAACUAUAGUCAAACGCAUUAAAACCAAAUAUUCUUCC
Molecule: messenger RNA, 1487 nt
Organism: Pyrus x bretschneideri (Chinese white pear)
Lineage: Eukaryota; Viridiplantae; Streptophyta; Magnoliopsida; Rosales; Rosaceae
Exons: 11
Coding region: 85-1365 (426 amino acids)
Source: RefSeq, a predicted model, not a curated record